Messenger RNA from Sphenostylis stenocarpa, 612 nucleotides. The record is from the annotation of a GenBank genome assembly. Lineage: Eukaryota; Viridiplantae; Streptophyta; Magnoliopsida; Fabales; Fabaceae.
AUGGCUGUCAAAGUUUAUAUUGUGUACUAUUCCAUGUAUGGACAUGUUGAGAAACUAGCAGAAGAGAUAAAGAAAGGGGCUUCUUCUGUUGAAGGUGUUGAGGCAAAAUUAUGGCAGGUACCGGAGACACUGCCGGAGGAGGUGCUUGGUAAGAUGAGUGCACCACCCAAGAGUGAUGUACCAAUCAUUACCCCCAACGAACUCUCUGAGGCUGAUGGCUUUGUGUUUGGCUUCCCAACAAGGUUUGGAAUGAUGGCUGCUCAGUUUAAAGCCUUUCUAGAUGCUACUGGAGGUUUAUGGAGAGCACAACAGCUUGCAGGAAAGCCUGCUGGAAUCUUCUACAGCACCGGUUCACAAGGUGGUGGACAAGAGACUACAGCGCUCACGGCUAUCACUCAACUGGUUCAUCAUGGAAUGAUAUUUGUCCCCAUUGGUUACACUUUCGGUGCCGGCAUGUUUGAGAUGGAGAAAGUGAAAGGUGGAAGUCCAUAUGGAGCUGGAACUUACGCAGGAGACGGCUCAAGACAGCCAAGUGAGCUUGAGUUAGAGCAAGCAUUCCACCAAGGGAAGUACAUUGCAGCCAUCACAAAGAAGCUCAAGCAAGCUGCAUAA